AUGUUCAGCACAGUGCUGCUGUGCCUGGCCACGGUGCAGGCCAUUCACGCGAUUCUAACCUCAGAAGCCAAUAAUGGGAGGCUGCAAGAUCUACGCUCAGGGGUGAUAAAUGAAAGAUACCACUACCCAAGCUUGCUGCGCCAAGUGAAAGAACCUGGCUUGUCAAUACAAGGGGGUUUGGCAAGGUCAGAGGUCAUGAGUCUGGAUGCAGGUGUAGCAGAAGAGGAAGUUGAUGACUACAGUUUGCUGGACCCAAAAGCUCAGUCACUAGAGGUUGCCUCACGAGAAGAGAGAUCACCCAGAAGAUGCGUCCAGCUUCUGGAGUCCUGCGUUGGACAUCUGCCAUGCUGCAAUCCUUGUGCCAUUUGCUACUGCCGAUUCUUUGGGACAGUUUGCUAUUGUAGAAAAACAAGUCCCAACUGCCAUCAAGGAAAGAACUAGCACGAUAUACCAUGCCUAACAGACCAUAUAACAAUCACUCUACAGUGCUUUACUAUUAUCAACCUGUAUAUUAACUUUAAUAUCCUCUGUCAGUUUGCUCACUGCCUUAACACAAGCCUAUACAUGGUCUCUUAUGUUGGAUUUGUGCUUGAGUAUCUAAAUGGAGUCUAGUGGCCAAAUAAUGGAUACUCUAGUAGACAUUUAUUGACAUAUUAAAACAGCUCUUGUUUCUCUUUUCUUGUUAUCCAUGUGUAGCAUCAUAUGCAUAUGAACUAUUUGUGGGAACAGUUCGUUUGAUUAUGGUGAUUUUACACAUGCUUUUAUUCUGCUCAUCAUUUCACUUACCCGUUACCCCACUAUGUCUAUACUAUGUU
Messenger RNA from Spea bombifrons (plains spadefoot toad), 815 nucleotides. RefSeq names its product agouti related neuropeptide (gene AGRP). The transcript is spliced from 3 exons. NCBI's taxonomy places the organism in Eukaryota, Metazoa, Chordata, Amphibia, Anura, Pelobatidae. The record is from RefSeq and is a predicted model, not a curated record. Gene Ontology annotation, biological process: adult feeding behavior; neuropeptide signaling pathway; positive regulation of feeding behavior. Bases 1 to 441 code for a protein of 146 amino acids. Gene Ontology annotation, molecular function: neuropeptide hormone activity; type 1 melanocortin receptor binding. Gene Ontology annotation, cellular component: extracellular region.